Mirounga angustirostris (Northern elephant seal) is the source of this 1257-nucleotide messenger RNA. It is a transcript of the gene FBXL15, whose product is annotated as F-box and leucine rich repeat protein 15. Gene Ontology annotation, cellular component: SCF ubiquitin ligase complex. The transcript has 5 exons. The record is from RefSeq and is a predicted model, not a curated record. Gene Ontology annotation, molecular function: protein binding. Gene Ontology annotation, biological process: SCF-dependent proteasomal ubiquitin-dependent protein catabolic process. The coding region runs from base 211 to 1113 and encodes 300 amino acids. NCBI's taxonomy places the organism in Eukaryota, Metazoa, Chordata, Mammalia, Carnivora, Phocidae.
CUUUGCCUGCUCCUCCCAUCACCACUUCACUCAGAGGCGGCCACUGGCCCAAGACGAAAAAAGAGCCAGUCUCUGCUGCACCAUUGCGUUCUCCAGCUUCAGUUCUCAAGCCCUGUAGCCGAGAAGGCGAGCCCAAGGAGGCGGGUUCGCUGAGGCCUCUCCCAAGGCCAAAGCAAGAAGACCUUACUGCGCACGCGCAAUAGGCAGCCGAUGGAGCCACCGAUGGAGCCGUCCGGAGGGGAGCAAGAGCCCGGAGCCGUCAGGCUCCUGGACCUGCCUUGGGAAGACGUGCUGCUCCCACAUGUCCUGAGCCGGGUGCCGCUACGCCAGCUGCUCCGGCUGCAGCGCGUCAGCCGGGCCUUCCGGGCGCUCGUGCAGCUGCACCUGGCGGGGCUGCGCCGCUUCGACGCCGCUCAGGUGGGUCCGCAGAUCCCGCGGGCCGCUUUGGCCUGGCUGCUGCGGGACGCUGAGGGGCUGCAGGAGCUGGCGCUGGCGCCGUGUCACGAAUGGUUGUCGGACGAGGAUCUGGUGCCGGUGCUGACGCGGAAUCCGCAGCUGCGGAGCGUGGCGCUGGCUGGCUGCGGGCAACUGAGCCGCCGCGCGCUGGGGGCGCUGGCGGAGGGCUGCCCCCGCCUGCAGCGCCUUUCCCUCGCGCACUGUGACUGGGUAGACGGCCUGGCGCUGCGCGGCCUCGCCGACCGCUGUCCGGCCCUUGAGGAGCUGGACCUCACCGCCUGCCGUCAGCUCAAGGAUGAGGCCAUCGUAUACCUGGCGCAGAGGCGCGGCGCGGGCCUCCGCAGCCUCUCGCUGGCAGUCAACGCCAAUGUGGGGGACGCCGCAGUCCAGGAGUUGGCUCGGAACUGCCCGGAACUCGAGCACCUCGACCUAACCGGCUGCCUCCGCGUCGGAAGCGACGGCGUCAGGACAUUGGCCGAGUACUGCCCGGCGCUGCGCUCGCUGCGGGUGCGGCACUGCCACCAUGUGGCCGAGCCCAGCCUGAGCCGCUUGCGGAAGCGCGGCGUGGACAUCGACGUGGAGCCGCCGCUGCAUCAGGCCCUGGUGCUGCUGCAGGACAUGGCAGGCUUUGCACCCUUUGUCAACCUGCAGGUCUGAUCUGCCUGCCGAUGGGGCACAGCUGGACUGUGUGGCGGGGCCUGACUAUGAACUGUAGGGAAACUGGACUGUAGGGGCCUCUGGUUAGAGGCGGAUGCCCUGCCCCACCCUGGAGCUUCAAAUAAAGAGCUUUUUACCCCCUCU